AUUUUUAUGAGAAGAUGGUACAUUUCUUUGUGGAUUUAUCAUAUUUAUGAAGAAGAGAACACAUCCAGCUUUGCAGACAAUGGCAAGCUUCCCCUUUUGUGUUUUGGUUGACAGUGACGCCUGGUUAAAUGAUCACCUGAAAACCAACGUAAUCAAUUACUUCAAAAUAAAAAGGAAAUCUGGAGGUGGAGAAAAUGUCAUUGAGUGGCUUUCUGCGACCCGGUUCAAAGUAUCUUUUGCAGAAAUUGAAGCUCAGUCCAGGGUACUUCAGAAACAAGACCAUAUAGUAAGCACUCCGAAUGGGGAUGUGAAGUUGACUGUCCGAAGUAUAGAGGAACUUCAGGCUUCUGCACAACCUGGACAUGAAAAUUUGUUUUCUUCUGAGGCAAGUGACACAUCAUUUCAAAACCACAAUACACUUGCAGCCGGAUGUUCAAAUUCUCCAAGGGCAUACCAUCACUCUGAGAAGACAGACAGUUUGACAAUCAAAUCCUUCCCUAUAAAAGUAGAUAGUUUUUUGGUGAAGUACCUAAGAGAAGAUGAUAUAGCUGCAUCCGUAAUUCAGGAUGACAUGCGUCAAGUCCAGGGCAGGUUUCAGAUCUCUGAAGAAGAGGAGGAUGUUGUCUAUCUUAUUGCUGAAAAUCCUAAAAUAUUUAGUGAUGGUCUGACCCAGGAAUCGGUUAUAGAAACAGCAUUCAGGGAAAGUAUAAAAAAAUUUACCUGCCAUUAUGAAACCAACCCAUUAAAACGCCAGUUGCUAAUUAAAAAUGAUGCUCUGGUUAAAGCACCUUCCCGAUUGUAUAAUCAGCUACAUGAGCAUAUUACUGUUAUAAUUGGGCAAGUGGAAGAUGUCUGUUCCAUCAAGAAGCAACUGGAAUUCUUUGCUUUACAAGAGAGAAGGAGCACCAUAAUCCAAAGUGUCAUGAGGGUAGAGAAUGUAGCGGAAUAUUCCGUCAUUCAGGAUGCAGCUGAGCGGGAACUGAUGCGUAGUUGCCCAUACCUUCAUUACUCGUUGGAGAAAGAACAGUCUCAGGUAGUGCUGAAGGGAACACCAGAUGAAGUGUGCACAGCAAGGCACAUAAUACAAACACAUCUGCUCUCAGUUAUUAGAAAACCCAUGACUCUUUCUAACCGUAAAAGUAAUUUUAUCCAAAUGUGUGGUGUCCUUGAGUUUUCCAGUCACUUCCCAUCUAAAUUAGCUGGCAAAGUAAAUCUUGAGGUCACUGAGCAGAUAACUUUAAUUGGGACCUCCUCACGGCAUAUCACUGAAGCAGAGGAAUUUAUUCACAGGGCUGUGAAAGAGGAAACCAUUUCCAUUUUUACAGAGGAGGCCACUGGACCUAGUCUGAACAUUUCAGAGCUGAGACAUUUCUUGGCUUCAUUGCAAAAUAAAUAUAACCAGCCAUCAAAGAGCAUUCAAGUCUGUGAAAGGGACGGUAAUGUUGUUGUUGUUGGGUUUACACAGUGUGUCCAAAGGGUAAAACAAGAAAUAAUAAACCACCUGAAUUCUACAGCCAUUACAACAGAUACUAUUUCCUUAAAGAAACCAGAAAUUGCCAACUAUUUUUGUGAUCUCCUGGAUCUUUUCAGACUUGGGGAUUCAGAUAUCAGCAUGCAAAUACAGCAUACACCUGAAGCCGUAGUUGUACUGACAGGAGUCAAGCAUAAUGUCUGUAAAACCAAGCAGAACAUUGAACAAGCAUUAAAUACUCUGAAAUGGGAAGUUCUCACAAUGUCACAGCCUGGAGCAUGUAAAUUUUUUCAGGGAUCUGGGAAAAUGUAUGUUGAUAUAAUCAGCAGUAAUACGGACUGCAUUAUAAAACUGAAAAGUGUAAGUAGUGGUGGGUCUAGAACCACUGCUGAGGCAACAGGAGGAGAACAAUAUGGGCAUGAAGUUUCAGAAUGGGGCAGCUUUAUCUUAGAUGGAGGUUUAAAUGUAUCUGUUUGCAUGGGAAAUAUAACUUCACAGAGAGCCGAUGCAAUUGUGCACCCUACUAAUGAGGAACUGAGUUUUAUUGGUGAUAUAGGAAAAGCCAUUUCAAAUGAUGGUGGACCAUCAAUUAAAAAGGAGUGUCAGGAAUCAAUAAAGAACAAAGGACGACUCCUGAUUGGGCAAGCCAGAAUGACAUCAGCUGGAGAACUUCCAUGCCAAAGGGUAAUACAUGUGGCAGUGCCAAGAUGGAAAAAAGAUAGUUUAGACCAUCAAGAUUUUAUAAAGCAUUUGAAAAGUGCAUUUGGCUUUUCUUUUCAUGAGGCAGAGAAUGCAAAACUGACUACUAUUGCUAUGCCUUGCCUGAGUUUUGCAAAGUGUGCUGCAUCUGUCAGUGUCUCUGGAGAGUGUAUUAUCUGUGCCAUUCAGACAUUUGCACCAUAUGCUAAGAACAUAAGGCGAAUAACUCUCACUGAUACAAAGUGGGAUAAAGUAGCUGAACUGAAGAAACUCUGUGAAAAAGAAUGGCGCUCUGCUUCAGCAAGUCACCUCCAGGCAGAAGCAUCUGCAGAUCUCUCAGAACAUAGUAAUCAACAGGAAACAUUCCGAGACAAAAUAGUGGCUGGAAACAUUGAAGACCAGAAGGCAGAUGUACUGGUCGCACCUCUUACAAGUUCCUUUAAACUGGAUGAUACAAAAGUGGGAAAGGUCUUGCAUCGGAAGGGAGGACAAAUAUUGCAGUUUCUUGUGACCGAAUUGUCAUCUGGUCGUUCUCUGACCAUUGGAGAUGUAUUAAAAAUCCGGGUUGCUGAUAUUAUGGACAUUGGCUGUAAAGAGAUCUUCUUUAUCUUAUGCACUGAAAGAACAUUGGAUCUUUUCGUGAAUCAAUUUUUCAGUGGAGGAAGAUGUAAAGGCUAUGAACAGUACAGUCAUGCAAAGUUUCAGUGGCUUAAAAGAGGAAUUAAUGAUUGCAUAAUGUCUUGCCAUCGUAAAGGGAUGGAAUCCAUUGUGUUCCCAGUUAUCGGUACUGGGAAGGUCGUUGGUGUUCCCCACUGCAUUGUGGCUCGAAUGCUUUUGGAAGAGAUUUCUACAUUUGAGAAGCAGUACCCAUUGACACCUUUAAAAAGUAUAAAAAUAGUGAUCCAUGCCUCAGAUAAUAUGUCUCCAGCAGCAUUUUAUGCUGCAUCCAGGGAUCUGCAGCUGUACGGCACAGGGCAGACAGCAAAGGAUGCAGAUGCCUUCUUCCGCUCCUUGACUUCAUUCCCUGAUAUCUUGAGCAUGAUGGUCGGCAAAAUAAAGGUCCAGAUACACUAUGGCGAUAUCACCACGGAAUCAUCUGAUGUGAUUGUGAACCCAGUCAACUUCUUUGGGCAAGUAUCAACAGGAAAAAUACCAGAGAAUGGAGUUUUAUGUACCGGCCCUGGAAAAUUAAACUGUAAAACUAUAAUGCAUGUAUCCUGUCAAUCCAGUGCAAACAGCAUCAAGAAAGUAGUACACAGUGUGAUUCAGAGCUGUGAUAAUCACAACUACAAGUCUGUAUCUUUUCCAGCAAUUGAAACAACAGGCCUAGGAGGAAUGGACCCUUAUCCAGCAGCAGAAGCUCUGAUCACUGCAAUAGCAGAAAUAGCUUCUACUAAUUCCAUUUCCCACCUGUCUUUAAUUCGGAUUGUCAUCUUGCAGAGGGAUAUAUUCCUUGUCUACAGAGACUGUUUAAAGAAUAAAUACGGGAUGUCUGCACCACGAAAGAAAUGGAAUGAAAUUGAAUUAUCCUCUUUAACUAACAGAAAAGCAGAUUGCAUUCCCAAGAUUAUGGAGUCUACAGAAUUGUUUCCUUUGGCCGUAUUUGACAUAAUGGGAGGACCACAGAGUAAUAUAGAAACAGCAAAGGAAAAUCUUCAGCGGGUCAUUCAGGAUCAGUUCUCUGAUGAGUGCAUUGAAGACACAGAUAAUCAAAUCUCCAAACUAGAAUCCAGAGAAGAAAGGGAAAUACUAGAGCUGGCAAAAGAAUUUGAUGUCCGAAUCACUAUUGAAAAGGGUUUCCUUGGUCGUAUCAGAGUUCAGGGCUUGAUGCAAGAUGUCAAAGGUGCUUUGAAUAAAAUCCAUCAACUGCUAAGAAUUGCAUUACAAAAUCGUCUAAGUAAUCAUGAACACAAAUUGUUGUCUAAAGCUGUGAACUGGUAUUUUAAAAAAAAUAAUGAAUACUCUGCCUUCGAUUCAGAGACUAGCUUUGAAAUUGAAAAGUUGCACAGAACUUUCUGUUCAGGAUCUGAUGACCUGGAACAUAUAGCACCUUUCCAAGGAAAAACUCUGCUGAUCAGUUUUGAUAAUAACAUUGCCACCGUAUUAGAAACAGAUGAAGUAAUAAGACUGAAACGAGUCGAUACAGUUGCAGAUGAUCUCCCAUUGGAAUGGGAUGAAAUGAAGAAUGAUUCGAUAACUAUUGUGGAACUGGAUAAAAAUUCCUCGGAAUUCAUAAACGUUGCCCUGCACUUCAUGAGCACAUCUAACUGUAAGAUCGUAAAAAUCGAAAGGAUUCAGAACCCUCAUUUAUAUCGUGCCUUUAGUGUGAAAAGGAAGCAGAUGGUGGAGAAGAAUGGCUCCGAUGCUGUCAAUGAACUAAUGUUGUUCCAUGGUACCACCAUCGAUGCAUGUAAGGGCAUCAAUAGUCAUGGAUUUAACCGAGGGUUUUCAGGCCAGAAUGCUGCCAGAUAUGGUGAAGGAGUAUAUUUUGCAGUGGAAUCUUCAUAUUCGACUAACUCAACCUAUUCCAGGCCAGACUUGAGUGACAUGAGGUACAUAUAUCGUGCUCGAGUAUUAGCGGGUAGAUAUACUGAAGGAAAGCGUGGUUUAAGAGUCCCACCACCUCGUUUAAACUUUAAUCCAUAUGAUCGGUAUGACAGUGUGGUGGAUUCAAAAGCUCUACCAACAAUGUAUGUAAUUUUCCACGAUGAUCAGGCUUACCCAGAGUACCUGAUCACCUUUCACUAGCUGUAAGCUGAGGAACCAGCAAAAUCAAGAACAAACAGAAUUUUGGAUGUACUUAUGUAAAUGUGUUGUUAAUAUUUUUGAAACAUUAGUAAUGGUUAAUAACUUUAGACGUUUACUCACUACUGUCUGUUUUGAACAUUUUCCAUUUUGCACAAUUUAAUUUCCCAACUUCUCAAUCUAUAUUUGUUAUUAAAAAAAAAAGUAACUUAACUCUCACUUAUUCAUAUUUAUAUGGAAAUGGCUUAUUAUCAUAAAUUUAGAAAUUGUUAAUCUCUGCUAUGUAUGCUCAAUUGUAUUCUUAACAUGUAUAAUGUUAUGUUUUCUUAUAUGGUACCGUUUUGUCUCCUUUAAACUGUAUUGGUAUUUGGAGCUUUUCUCCCUGGGCCUCCGCUAAAA
Messenger RNA from Protopterus annectens (West African lungfish), 5314 nucleotides. RefSeq names its product protein mono-ADP-ribosyltransferase PARP14-like. Gene Ontology annotation, molecular function: transcription corepressor activity; NAD+ poly-ADP-ribosyltransferase activity. The transcript has 15 exons. The coding region runs from base 47 to 4918 and encodes 1623 amino acids. Gene Ontology annotation, biological process: negative regulation of gene expression. Gene Ontology annotation, cellular component: cytoplasm; nucleus. The record is from RefSeq and is a predicted model, not a curated record. NCBI's taxonomy places the organism in Eukaryota, Metazoa, Chordata, Ceratodontiformes, Protopteridae.